This is a messenger RNA of Aureobasidium namibiae CBS 147.97, 1608 nucleotides long. RefSeq lists its product as uncharacterized. The transcript has 4 exons. Lineage: Eukaryota; Fungi; Ascomycota; Dothideomycetes; Dothideales; Saccotheciaceae. The record is from RefSeq and is a predicted model, not a curated record. The coding region runs from base 1 to 1608 and encodes 535 amino acids.
AUGGCACCCUACAGUACCAUCCCACCGAACCAAGCAGCCUGCCGCUUUGAUCAUCGCCGCAUCCGGUAUGUUUCGUCUGACUUGGGAGAGCGCACCGCUCUACCUAUACAUGGGCAGCAUUUUGCACCUCGAAGGACUCCUACACUUCGAGAGAUCUACGCCAUGUUGAAGGGUUUGAAAGCUUUGAAAGCUUUGGGAAGCGUGAUUGCAGGCGUCUUCGAAGAGCCUGUAGUGCAACCGGUUGGUUUGGAUCGCACUCUGCGGGCUAUCGGCCUCGACGAACUCAAUGAGAAAGGCUACAUCAAUCUUCCAGACUCUGAGUUCCCCAUCGACCCUGACUUCUAUUCCAAGCCUAAGGCAGAAGAACGUGUAACCGGCGCCUAUAUCCGCCAUGUCCAUGGAUGGGAUCCUGUAAUUUCUACCGUGCACCCCCUCUUCCUCCCGCGGAGAUGGAAAGAUGUUGCCAAAGAAGACUAUGAGCCCAUGCUGCCGUCUAUUAAAUUGGCAACGAUGCAGAAUGCACAACAGCCAUUAUACACGUUCCAGAAAAUACCACUGAAGGAGCUGACCUCGAAGAACGCCGGGAAGCCGGACAGCACCUGGUCAAGCUUGUGGGACUUGAAAGAUUGCCUUACUCUCCAAUUCGCAUCAAAACUUCCAAACGGAUGUGUGGCUGUGACCGGACCUGGAACUGAACGCUCAACAGUCGCACCUGGGAAAUAUGGCGGUGCAAAGUCUGCAAACAUUCUGCUGGGUGUUCAGUUCUUGCGAGUGUUCCAGCGCAAGCUCGAGGCAAGCCAGUAUCCAGAGCCGUGGGAGCCUGGAAGCCAUGAUGAGUCUGCGCUACUGAGGACACAGUUCGCAUUCGCCGUUACAAUUGUCCACGAGGUCAUGCAUGUUCUCUGGAUCACCUCGACCCCUCCAUACGGACCUAUAGCUACACCAUCGGGUACUCCAGAGUGGGUAUUCAAUCCAGUAGAACCCUUCUUCCGUGACGGGCGAACGAAUGAGCUGGGCUCAUCUUGGGAAGACCAUGUAUUCGGUGGCAUGAUACAUAUGCUGAGUAGACCCGCAGGUGCUAUCAUGCCAUACGGGCUGGCUGCCAUUCCUUUCCCUGGUCUCAACCACGCUUACCCCGGGGAAACAAUCGACCGCCUCAACCCGCGAAAAUGGGGCAUUGAGUGGCAGACCGAGUACCCUAUCGAGAUGGAAUACAUCCGCAGAAUGUUUACCAGCGAGUUGUGGGACGAAGUUCAGAGAUAUGGCAUCAAGAGAUUGAGAAGGAAGAAGAAGUUGGGUCUUAGACGCUAUGUCGACGAAAAAGCCUUCGAGGCGCUGGCACCGGGUGAGGCUGUUCGAGGUUUACCACCGUCACCCACGGGCAGUGCGGCUAGCAUGGACGCUGAAGAAGACGAGGAUAAUGUUAUAGUCUGCAUAGAGCAGACAGAACCUCUGGGCCGUCGGCCAACAACUUAUUGUAUCCAUGAGCUGGUUGUGUACUUUGCCUUGAAAUUCAUGUUGUGCACCAUCAGCACCUCAACCAGCGUGCUAUCAAGACGUCAAUUGCCGUGCAACCGGCCCCCACUAUUUGAGGCCCAUCCACAAUAA